AUGAACAUGUUCGGCUCAAAUUACAGUCAGCAACUGACCGGCACCUCUCAUGACGAACGAGCAACAGUUAUGGAUAUCGAUGCUUUUCUGCAAGUUUCUACACCUCCGAACAUCAUAUCCAUUGUUCCCAGCUCCAGCACAACUGCAGAUCAACAGUGCUCAUUUCAAGGAAUAUCAGUUGUAAAGUUGGAUCCAGGAGCAGUUUCAGAGGAAGAAAUCAACUGUGUAGAUGAAAAUUCGAAUCCGAACAGCGCUGAGAAAAGAACACAUGAAGAAGUUACACUCUUGAAAGGUUCCAAGAAGCACGCUGCAAGUGAAAUGAAAUUCAAUUCUUUUAAAAUAAAUUGGAAGAAGAUAAGUGACGGUACUCUCGAUCGUUUGCAAAAAAUGCAAAACUUUCGCAACAUGAAUUCAACCCUACCAGUGCCUAGAUCUUUGCAAAUUUCGAAAACCGAUUUAAGUGGUCUGGCUAACUCUGUUGUUGACCAGUUAAGAUGUAUUGAUAACAUCAUUCGAGCGGACGUGAUGGAAAAAGCUGCACGAGAAAUCUUCAACAUGUUUCCGUGUCUGAACUUCGUUGAUGACGACGGAUUUGGAAAAGAAACGGAUUAUGUAUGGUUGAAACACAAGAUGAUAAACCACAAUACUUAUCUCAACCGUUACAAAGAACCAAACCAACCAAAAGCUUCUUCAUCGGAUAUCAGACGAUACCGGAACUUGCGAGCUGGGACAAUCAAGGAGUACUGGCAAAAGUCUUCUCAAGAUUGCCCCAAGAAUGUCCUCUCGGCACUGUCCAGAAAUGAACCGGAACUCCUAACAAGAGAUUUUUUACAAACUUCUCAGUCGUAUGUUAGAUACUGUUUGGAUGAGAAUAUACCACUGAAAGAUGUGUUGGCGAAACAUUCAGUAUUAAGGCGUCGAAGUCUAUUAAAUUACCACUUUGAAUGCGCCACGGGCGUGAAAGCGGAAUCAUUGGAACAAUAUUUCUCAGCCAAGCGGUCGAAAAUUAUCGAUUUCUCGAAGAGUAAUCGCAAAUUUCUUCUCCUAGAUGCCCAUUCUUCGGAUUACGACAUUUUCAAAUUUUUGUGCCGUUCCUUGGGAGAAAAUAUUGAUGACGUCAUUAUUCUGAAAGAGAUGGGAACUAAAAUUGAUAGCAUUACAACCGAUUGUUCAGGUCCAGUUCUCGUAGCAAUAGAUUGUGGAAAUAACAGACAGAUGUAUUAUGUGUUUGCUGAACAAAUACGUUUGAGUGAGGGUACCGAAAGCGUGGUGCAGUCCAUUACGGAUUUGAUGUGUGUUCAUUACGUGCAUAAUUUUAUGUACAUGAAGCAAGCAUCUAAGUUCAUGGAGUUCAUUCAGGAAUACUUAUUCAAAAUACUCCCGACAACCGGAUCUAAAUCGAAUGCUACACGCAAAGGACAGCAGCAACGUGUGGUCAAACGAUUCAUCGAGGCACUUUCUAAUCACAUUCCUAACUCCUAAAUGCCAUGAAUAUACAACCAGCAGCCCAAUCAUCGAAAUUCUGAUACUGCAAUGAUAGAUGCCAACUACUUUUGAAUUUAUAUUUCUAUGUACUUUGAUCGAUAUGU
Topomyia yanbarensis is the source of this 1589-nucleotide messenger RNA. RefSeq lists its product as uncharacterized. The coding region runs from base 1 to 1482 and encodes 493 amino acids. The record is from RefSeq and is a predicted model, not a curated record. The transcript is spliced from 5 exons. Lineage: Eukaryota; Metazoa; Arthropoda; Insecta; Diptera; Culicidae.